AUGGCUCUUGAUGAAAACACAACGGAUUCCACAAAUCCGGCCUUGGAUUCGACAAAUCCGCUCUACAUGCAUCCAUCUGAAAGCGUUGGUUCUAUGCUGGAAUUUUGGAAAGAACUUGAAGACAGAUAUAAUCAAACAAAUGGGGCAAAAUUGUAUCAGCUGCAGAGGGAGAUAAAUGAUUUGAGUCAAGGAACCCUAGACAUCACUGGGUACUAUACUAGAAUAAAGAAACUUUGGGAAGAACUAAACACAUUGAAUGCACACGCCCAGUGCAAAUGCAAUUGCACAUGUGGUGCUAAGGCGAAUAUGCAGAAAGCUGAGCAAGAUAGAAGGCUAAUUCAGUUUUUAAUGGGACUGAACGAAGUCUACACUGUAGUCAGGGGAAGUAUCUUAAUGAUGAAUCCAUUACCGUCGCUCGCACAAGCCUUUUCAAUUCUGAUCCAAGAGGAGAAACAAAGAGAGGUCAAGCCAAACAAUCAAUUGGUGAUUGAGUCUACUGCCUUGAGUGCUAACAGAUCAGGAGGAAAUCACUUCAGGACAAACUUUGGUCAACAGACAAACGUUGCAGACAACACUGGAUAUAUGAACUACAAUCAACAGGGAAAUAGAACUGGAAACAACAACUACAGGGGAGGACAAUUUGGGAAUAGGCCACAACCUUUUUGUGACUAUUGUAAGAAGCCAGGUCACACUAAGGAAAGAUGCUACAAGUUGCAUGGUUACCCUCAAGAUUCAACAUUUAAUAAGGGAAAGAGAAUUGCUGCCAAUGUACAUGGAAGUCAAAGAGAGGGUGUCAUUGAAGGUGGAGAUGGAAACAGUGGACCUGCACAGGAACAAGACAGAACUAUGCAGAAUCUUACUAAGGAACAAUAUAAUCAGUUGGUGAGCAUCCUGGAGAAUUUUCAUGCUAGAAAUGCAGGAAACAAAAUGAAAGCAUGA
Molecule: messenger RNA, 939 nt
Organism: Nicotiana attenuata
Lineage: Eukaryota; Viridiplantae; Streptophyta; Magnoliopsida; Solanales; Solanaceae
Exons: 2
Coding region: 1-939 (312 amino acids)
Source: RefSeq, a predicted model, not a curated record